This is a messenger RNA of Paraglomus brasilianum, 494 nucleotides long. The record is from the annotation of a GenBank genome assembly. Lineage: Eukaryota; Fungi; Glomeromycota; Glomeromycetes; Paraglomerales; Paraglomeraceae.
AAAGCAAUGAGGAGUUUCCGAAACUUCCAGGAAAAAGCCAUAAACUUCGCGAUCUAAUAAGCUUAUUUAACUCUACUUACCAAAACUUCGAAGUUGCACACAAUUUUGGAAACCAUAAGGAGAAAAAUAAAGCGUUGUUCUUGAACGGGUUGAUUCUGGAUGAAAUUGCCAGAAAACACAGCAGAACACGAGGAAUAGGAAGCAGCUGUCUAACAGCUUAUAAGCGGGCGGCAAGAAAAUAUUAUCAAUUUGCCCGGGAGUUUGGUAAUGUUAAGAUUUUGAACGAGCCGUGUUCGCAUUACGCAUUUGGCUCCGUAAGUGAGGAAGUCUUCGAAGCAUUUCUCGAAGAAAUGCAUGAUAAUGAUACAGAUGUUGGGACGGACAUAAAGGGAGAGGGUGGAAGUGAAGAUUGUGCUAGCUCAGCAGAGGAAGGAGAAACUGAAGAAGAUGAAGAUGAUAGUAGCGUAGAUAUGACAUUACAUGAUUCCUAUUAG